AUGUGGCGGGUACUCGUCGUCGCGACCGCGAGCGCAACAUGUCGCGACGCGGCUACGUACGACACGCCCGCCGCGAAGCAGCGAGCGAUCGCGAUCGCGAACCGUCGCCUCACGGAAAUAAUACGCGAUGCCAGUCGUCCCACGCACGUCAUACGAACGGGCCUGAACGGCGCGGAGACGCAGAUCGCGUACGACGCCAUGCUUGGCCGGCGGUCCAAGCCUCGUGUACUGGCCAUCGCGCACGUCAACAACUGUGUGGAAAUCAAAAUUUUACGGCGCAGUUCGUGCUGAAUCAUCGCGUCGUCCUCCACGCCAUCGACGCGACGCGUGCUCGAUGGCGUGGCAAUGCCGGUUCCUCGCCGCUCGACCGAGCCAGGUCGGCCGCGUCAUCGCCGAGAAAUGACUUAGUGAAGAAUUGUCGGUGCACCCGACACACUGGUUGAUUUCCACACAGGUCAACAACGGCAUCGUCCCAGAGAACGCGCGAGGCUACACGCGUCGCGGCGAUCCGGCAUUUGCGAACUUUGCACGGCGCUACCUCGAGGCCGUCGCGGGCGCAGGGGCGGUUGCGAGGUGGAAGAACUUCGCGCCCCUGUGUCAUGGCAGUGGCUACGCUUACCGGGAACAAGACGAGUUGCUGCUGCAACGGGGGAACUUUAGACCUGACGGGGAGCUCGUCGAGCGCAGUGCAUAAAACCACAGGUCGCGGCGCUUCUCCGCGGCCCACCGGUUGAUUUGCGCACAGGUCGAGCGGUCCAAAGGGGACGCCGGCUCCGACAGGAACGUCUUCGAGGCAGAGGUCCUCGACCCGUUCCGCCUCGCGGAGAUGCGUGACGUCGUACCGUGGCCGCAAGCCCUCGCCGGCAAACGCGUGCUGGUCGUGACUUCGAUGGCGCGAGACGUAGCAAGACAGUACGAGCGGUACCGGACCGACGGCGUGUCGUGGUUUGGCGCCACGGAGCUGCUGCCCCCCAACAUGCACCUGCUCGUCGUCGCGUCGCCAGUGACCUACCGCGGCCGCGCGGCCCAGGGCAACUGGACGCGGUCGCUCGAAGAGCUGGAGAAACGCGUCGCCGCGUAUCAGUUCGACGUCGCGUUGCUAAGCUGCGGAUCGUAUGGCCUGCCCCUGGGAAACUACAUCACACACGGGCUCGGCGCGACCGCGAUCUACGUCGGCGGCGCGCUCCAGCUCUUUUUCGGUCUGCGGGGCCUGCGGUGGCGGCGAGAAAUUGCACCGUACGCGAGCGACGCGUGGGCCUGCCCCGAGCGGCCCAAGUGGGACACGAGCGGCAUGGAGAAUUACGGCCUCGGCCCCUACUGGUGCCCGCCCGCGAAGAACGGAAGCUAG
Pelagomonas calceolata is the source of this 1348-nucleotide messenger RNA. Lineage: Eukaryota; Pelagophyceae; Pelagomonadales; Pelagomonadaceae. The record is from the annotation of a GenBank genome assembly.